AUGGAAAAACCAUAUAAUGACACAAUGUCCCAUGAGUUGAAGAAGGUCCCACAAUGUGAAUUUUGUUAUGCAAAAAAAUUUGAAUACGAACCUCCAAGUUUCUGUUGCUCAAAUGGUGAAGUAGUCCUAAUGUCUACGAAUGUGCCUAAUGAUUUAUAUGAAUUGUUCACAAGCCAAAGUGCAUUAUCUGUAGACUUCCGCCGUCACUUGCGUGCCUAUAAUAGUAUAUUCUCCUUUACAUCAUUUGGAGUCCGUCUUGAUAAAAAUUUAUCAAAUAUGAAGACCGGGAUCUAUACUUUUCGUGCACAAAGUCAAGUAUACCAUGAAUUACCAUCACUUACACUUGGAGAUAAUGGACCGUGUUACCUCCAAUUAUACUUCUAUGACACUGAUAAUGAAUUGCAAAAUAGAAUGAGAAUUCUUAAAGAUGCAAAUUUGGAAGAGCCGAUUGUCGUAAAGUUAAUGGAGAUAUUAUCUGCAAAUCCAUAUGAACAGUUUUUCCGAAGGCUAAAAGAUAUUCCUGUCCAAGAGAGUUAUGAGAUCAUUAUAAAAAAUGAUGUUCGCCUAGACCAAAGAGUUUACAAUUCACCUUCAUCGGACCAAGUUGCAGCUGUGUGGAUAGAAGGAACAAAUUCAAAUACACCAAGAAGAACAAAAAAGGUUUCAUGCAAACAAUAUUAUUGCUACAAACUCCAAAUACGUGAAAAAGAACGAUCAAUUCUAUUAUAUGCUGGAAGACUUUUGCAACAAUAUGUGGUUGAUAUAUACAUUAAGCUUGAAUCGACUCGUUUAGAUUACUACCGGACACAACAAUCACAUAUUCGAUCUGAAUUAUACCAAGGAAUUGUUGAUAGCAUUGUAGCAGGAGAAUCUAGAGGAGAUAAAGUUGGAAAAAGGGUUGUUCUUCCCGCUUCUUUCAUAGGAGGACCUAGGGAUAUGCGUAGACGAUACUUUGAUGCCAUGUGUUUGGUUCAGAGAUUCGGAAAACCAGACCUUUUUAUUACAAUGACUUGUAAUCCUGAUUGGAAAGAAAUUCGUGACGAACUGAAAUUUGGACAGUUACCACAAGAUAGACCAGAUUUAACAGCUAGAGUGUUCAGAGCAAAGCUAUAUGAUGUGAAACAACAAUUAUUUAAAAGAUCGAUAUUUGGAAAAGUGGCAGCGCAUGUUCAUGUGAUUGAGUUUCAAAAAAGAGGUUUGCCACACGCACACAUAUUACUCAUAUUUCAAUCUGAAUUCAAAAUUACAAAUGCAGAACAAUAUGACAAAUUGGUCUGUGCAGAAAUUCCUUCUGAGAAUGAAAACCCAUCACUUUAUCGGAAAGUAGUGAAACAUAUGAUUCAUGGUCCUUGCGGAGAUCUCAACAAAAAGAAUGCAUGCAUGAAGGAUGGGAAAUGUAAAAAUCUUUAUCCACGUAAAUUUGUCGAACAUACGAUUCAAGGUAAAGAUUCAUACCCUAUAUACAGAAGAAGAAAAGACAGCCAAAUAGUCUUUGUGCGUAAUGCAAUGUUAGAUAACAGAUGGGUUGUUCCUUAUAAUCCAUAUCUUUUAGAGAGAUAUGACUGCCAUAUAAAUGUCGAGAUAUGCUCAGGAAUAACAGCAGUAAAGUAUCUCUAUAAAUAUAUAUACAAGGGACAUGAUCGUGUUGCGAUUCACAUCUCAAAUGUUGAUGGAGGGAAUUUCGUAGAUGAAAUAAAAGAAUAUCAGGAUGCACGAUGGGUAUCACCACAAGAAGCAAUGUGGAGACUUUAUGAGUUUAACUUAAAUGAGAUGUAUCCUUCGGUUACCAACCUCCAAUUACACCUUCCAAAUAAACACACAGUUUGGUAUUGGGAGAACAAAAACCUAGAAUAUAUCGUUCGUUCUGAAGAUAUAUCACGCACAAUGUUGACAGAAUUCUUUCAUUUAAACUCCAUAUCUGAAAUAAGUAGAGACUAUUUGUAUAGGGAGAUUCCGGAGCAUUAUGUUUGGAACAAGCAAAAUAAAUGUUGGAGUCCCAGACACCACAAGGCGGUAAUAGGACGAGUUAAUGCCGCCAACCCUUCCGAAGGAGAAAGGUAUUACUUAAGAUUAUUGUUAAACCAUGUGCAUGGACCAACAUCAUAUAAAGAUUUAUUAUAUGUUAAUGGUCUCCAAUGUGUAACGUUUAAAGAGUCGGCAGAAAGAAGAGGUCUACUUGAAAGCGAUAAUAGCAUUGUUGAGUGCCUCAACGAUGCUGUAUGCUUCCAAAUGCCAAUGGCUCUUCGAAAGCUUUUUGCAACUUUAAUAGUUUUCUGUGACCCAAGUAAUGUUAGAAAACUUUGGGAUGACUAUUUUGAAGCUAUGUCAGAAGAUUUUUUACCCGACCCCAAUUCUUCCCCUGACUACCAACUCAUGGAAACACUUAAGAGCAUAGAAAACUAUUUAAUAAGCAUGGGCCGGAAUAUAAAUGAUUACGAUUUGCCAAAUAUUGAUUAUGCGAAUGAUUCCAACAGUUAUGAUUCCUCUAGAGAGAUCACCAACGAAAUGGCUAUUGUUACUCCAUCUGACGAUUACAAUGCAAUAGUAAAUCUUAACAAUGAGCAAGAAAAUGCAUAUAAAACUAUACUUGAAUGCAUAAUCUCAAAUCAACCAAACAUCUUCUUCAUUGAUGGGCCAGGGGGUACAGGAAAAACGUAUUUGUAUCGUGCAUUACUUGCGAAGGUUAGAUCUGAACAUGGAAUUGCACUUGCAACUGCAACUUCUGGAGUGGCUUCUUCAUUAUUACCAGGUGGUAGGACUGCACAUUCAAGAUUUAAGAUUCCUAUCAUAGCUGACGAGUCAACUACUUGUAACAUUUCAAAGCAAAGUUCAACUGCAGAACUCUUACAAAAAGCCAAACUAAUUAUUUGGGAUGAAGCACCAAUGGCAAAACAUUAUGCAAUAGAAGCAGUUGAUAGAACUCCACAAGAUUUACUUGGCAAUAAUUUAUCUUUUGGAGGAAAAGUUGUGGUUUUUGGCGGAGAUUUCAGACAAGUGUUACCCGUACUACCACGAGCGACUAGAGCUGAAACUAUUGAAGCAAGUCUGGUAAAGUCUAAAUUAUGGAAAAAAAAUGAAGAAAAUACGAUUGGAAAAGAACAUGAGAGCAAGAAAUGA
Cornus florida is the source of this 3117-nucleotide messenger RNA. RefSeq lists its product as uncharacterized. Lineage: Eukaryota; Viridiplantae; Streptophyta; Magnoliopsida; Cornales; Cornaceae. Gene Ontology annotation, biological process: DNA repair; telomere maintenance. Gene Ontology annotation, molecular function: DNA helicase activity. The coding region runs from base 1 to 3117 and encodes 1038 amino acids. The transcript is spliced from 2 exons. The record is from RefSeq and is a predicted model, not a curated record.